Molecule: messenger RNA, 1552 nt
Organism: Pungitius pungitius (ninespine stickleback)
Lineage: Eukaryota; Metazoa; Chordata; Actinopteri; Perciformes; Gasterosteidae
Exons: 13
Coding region: 112-1194 (360 amino acids)
Biological process (GO): cell surface receptor signaling pathway; adenylate cyclase-activating G protein-coupled receptor signaling pathway
Cellular component (GO): plasma membrane
Molecular function (GO): G protein-coupled receptor activity
Source: RefSeq, a predicted model, not a curated record
GCCCCUUCAACGACACUUGACAGAAUGGCGUGCGGUGCUUUUUGUCCCUCUGGCCGCCCCGUAGAAAAAGGAAGUACAAGAUAAAGCUACUUCAAAAAUAAAAACAAAUUGAUGCUAAAACACCCAAAACAUAUUUAUCUCAAAAUGGAAAGUCAGAACCCAACGUCAACGAAUAACGAUUCACGCUGCGUAUUUUUUAACACAGUUUCAGAAGACUAUCAAUGCGUGCUGAUUUUAAGAGUAAAACGAGCCACAGGAACCUUCUCCUUAGUAGGAUGCGUUUUCAUGCUCUUUGUGAUUUGGCUGCUUCGCAGGUAUCACUCUCUGGCUCAGAAGAUGAUUCUGAGCCUGACUGUAGCCGCCUUCUUCGACAGUGUAGCAUAUGUCAUGGGUGACUCACAUCCAGAGGGAGCUCUGUGUGACUUCCAGGCCUGCUGGUUAACUUACUUUGACUGGAGCGCCUUGGCCUGGGUUUGCCUCAUCACUCUGAACCUCUACCUCAACCUGGUGAGAGAAAUCAGCACCAACCGAUACGAGAUGUUGUACCAUCUGACGGCGUGGGGGCUUCCUCUGGUCAUGGCCUCCUUGCCCCUGCUAAAGGGCUACUACGGCCCCGCCGGAGCCUGGUGCUGGAUCACAGACGAUCACGUAGCCUGGAGAUUUGGGAUAUGGUAUGUGCCUCUGUUCAGCCUCAUCUUCUUGAUGAUCUGCUGCUACGCCCGGAUAAUCUGCGUGGCCACCGCAAGGAUGCAGUCAUGGUUGGGAACCUUCAACCCAGAGAGAGAGAGACGAAAGCUGUCCUUGGCGGAGGAGAUCAAGCCGUUGAAGUGGUAUCCUUCCGUCUACCUGCUGGUGUCCAUCUUCCCCCUCGUCAACAGGCUCCACAAUGCCUUCUACCCACAGGAUCCGUCUUUCCCGCUCACCCUGUUGCACGUCCUGUCGGCACCGCUCCAUGGCUUGGCCAAUGCGUUUGUCUUCGGCCUGGAUCGGGACGGGUGGAGCCUUCUGAGCCCCACUGGCAUGCAGCUGGCUCUGCAGUCGCGGCUGUGUGACAGGACUCGGAUCGGAGAGUACCACCCCGGAGCGGUGCGCUACACACAGGCCGACCUGGUCGACCUCAGCGAUGACGACGACGAUGACACCAACGUGCUCUUCUACUCCCCUGACAUGACCCUGAAAGACAGAGGGCCCUGAGAGGGAGGGGGGGGGGGAGGAGGGGAGGGUGCUGGCGCAAAGAGGGUCAGAGCCAGAGAGCGACACGCAUUGGAUUAGAAACUGAGAGGGAGAAACAAGAGGUUGGGAGGGAAUGGAAAGGAAAAGAUUGGGGGGACAGUCGGGCAGGUAAAAGGCGGAGAUGAGCUGUCAGGUUCCAUUAUUAAUCCCCAUCCUUUACUAUUUAAUAUCCUAAAGACACACACACACACACACACACAUGUGCUGAGCUCCCUGCCACACUACAACGAGAAAGGAGCGGCUCUUCAGAUCUUCUUCACGUUAAAGGCGUUGGCUUCUCAGCCAGAGGUCUACCCACAAUUACCUACCCCCCCCCCCC